Molecule: messenger RNA, 560 nt
Organism: Daucus carota subsp. sativus
Lineage: Eukaryota; Viridiplantae; Streptophyta; Magnoliopsida; Apiales; Apiaceae
Product: serine/threonine-protein phosphatase 7 long form homolog
Exons: 3
Coding region: 1-555 (184 amino acids)
Biological process (GO): meristem maintenance; meristem development
Source: RefSeq, a predicted model, not a curated record
AUGGAUGGAUCCCGUAGUUCACCAUCCCGGCCGAUCGAUGACAGCUUGUUGACAUUGCAGACGGAUCACAGGUCUGAGGCGGUGUGGAACAUUAGAGAGCCACCGGAGGAUUUGGUAGUGAGGGUCAACUUCGGUGAUUAUUGGAACACAGUUAAAAAUCACCGGCCGCAUGUCUCGAUAGUGGCUGCCAUCACGGCCGCGGGUUUUGGAUGGAUUUUCAGGCUGGGGAAGGUCAGGCAUGACAGGGGGGUGAUCACAGCCUUCAUUGAGAGGUGGCGUCCAGAGACGCACACUUUCCACUUUUCAUUUGGCGAGGCCACCAUCACACUGGAGGAUGUUCAUCACAUUCUCGGCUUACAGACCACUGGCCGACCACUUAUCCUACACGGGCACACCUCCACUGCAGCUCAGAAGGUGGAUUUGGUACGAGAUUUACUUGGACUGGCUCCUGACACCGCUGAUUUGAGGAAGGACAAUUUGAAGAUCCGGUGGUUGAUUACACACUUUGGCAGAUGUCACCGGUUGGACGAGUCGGCUGAGGAUUUUGGUGCGUAGUCUAU